ACCGUCUACAAACUACUUUUACUCUAUAAUGAUAAAAAUUCCUCAAACCCUAUCCUAAGUAGUGUUUCUCACUUGCUGUCGCCGUUAUCGGAAUCAAAAGGAAUCAGCUUCGAUUUCCGAAUCGGGAAAAAAAUGGUGAAGGGACGCCAAGGAGAGCGAGUCAGACUCUAUGUAAGAGGAACUAUCUUGGGUUACAAGAGGUCAAAAUCAAACCAGUAUCCAAACACUUCAUUGAUCCAGAUUGAGGGAGUUACCACUAAGGAGGAAGUAGCUUGGUAUGCCGGCAAGCGAAUGGCGUAUAUUUACAAAGCUAAGGUGAAGAAGAAUGGCUCGCACUAUCGCUGCAUUUGGGGAAAGGUUACUAGACCUCACGGUAAUAGUGGUGUCGUUCGUGCUAAGUUCAAGUCUAAUCUUCCCCCCAAAUCUAUGGGAGAUAGAGUCCGAGUCUUCAUGUACCCCAGCAAUAUAUAAGUUGUCUAAAUGCCCGGUGCUCGAUCGAUGACUCGAGUGAUUCUAUCUUUUCUCUCCGUCUGUCAAAAUGUUGUGUGUUUUUGAGGCCAUUUUUUUCUUCAUUAGGAUGAUAGGGUUAUCAAAGAUUUUCCAGUAAUUAAUUUUCGAUGAUUGAAGUUUUUGGUAAUCAAUCAUUUAUGGAAUUGAAUAGCAAAGAUUGUUCUA
Gossypium raimondii (Peruvian cotton) is the source of this 675-nucleotide messenger RNA. Its product is annotated as 60S ribosomal protein L35a-1. Lineage: Eukaryota; Viridiplantae; Streptophyta; Magnoliopsida; Malvales; Malvaceae. Gene Ontology annotation, molecular function: structural constituent of ribosome. The transcript is spliced from 5 exons. Gene Ontology annotation, cellular component: cytosolic large ribosomal subunit; ribosome. Gene Ontology annotation, biological process: ribosomal large subunit biogenesis; cytoplasmic translation. The coding region runs from base 133 to 471 and encodes 112 amino acids. The record is from RefSeq and is a predicted model, not a curated record.